Molecule: messenger RNA, 825 nt
Organism: Oppiella nova
Lineage: Eukaryota; Metazoa; Arthropoda; Arachnida; Sarcoptiformes; Oppiidae
Source: the annotation of a GenBank genome assembly
AUGCCGGAUUUGAAAGUGGAUUAUAAGUGCAUUGAAAACAAUUUGAAGGCUUUUCUGAGCGAUAGGAGUCUUACGAGUGAUUUACAAAUACUCAAUGACUUGUCCGUCAAACCAAUCAAAUACGCGAAUCCAGAGCUCAUCAAACUCUUCAUCCGUAAUCAUAAUGAUGACAAAGAGCUGAAGUCACCGGUGGAUCUGAUCGAUGGCAAUACGGACCUAAUCACCAAUGAAUACGAGGGCGGAUACAAGAUAUGGGAGGGUCUGCACGAUCUGAUCGACUAUUUUAUUGAUUUUAAAGUUGUCGACAACUUUGCCAAUCAUCAGGGUCUCCAUGUGUUGGAAACUGUCAACCCGACGCCAAGACCAAACCGCAGGUAUAUGACGAGGUUCUUCACCGGUUUCCGAGUGAAGAUAGACGUUCUGAUCAACGAAGAUGUGAUCAAAUACUUCACAGCAGUUAAUGUGGUGCUGAACAGUGAUCUCGCAGACAGUCACCACAGAGACUCUCACUUUCAUUAUCUGUACGGCGACUGGUGUGCCAUCGCUGACGACAUCGACUCUUCGGGCGUUAAAUACGAUUUGAUAUUCACGUCGGAAACGCUGUAUAAUUGCGAUAAUUACGAGAAGUUAUGCAAAGUUUUUAAGUCGAGUUUAACGCCAAACGGAACCGUUUAUAUCGCAUCCAAAUCGCAUUACUUCGGUGUCGGCGGCGGUACCUAUAGUUUCAUUGACUUCGUUGAAGCCGACGGACGGUUCGCCGCUGAGAUAUCGCACGAAAUCGAGACCCCAUUGAUCCGACAUAUUAUCAAACUUUCGCUCAAAUAA